AUGUCGUUAGAUCUGAACGUUGUGAUGGUCAACUCCAAGUUAUCAUUAUUCUUGCAUUCAGUGUCCUUAAUGGAACGUGGAAUUACAACCAUUAUUAAGUUCUUCAUUCCUCCUCAGGUGUCGUGGGUGAGGAGACGCGACCACCAUCUCAUCACACUCGGAAGUCACACUUACACGAAUGACGACCGAUUCCACGUGUCACACUCGCCGCCCUUCAAAGUCGUCUCGAGAAGGGGCAAGGAAUGGACGUUGCAUAUUAAAUACGUUCAGACAAGAGAUUCAGGCGUUUAUGAGUGUCAGUUAUCUACACAUCCGCCUAUGGGAAUACUAACAACACUCAUGGUCAUAGAGCCGGUAUCACACAUCACUGGCGGGCCGGACCUGUACGCCCAAGAAGGCAGUGACGUGACGUUGUUAUGUCGUCUGAAGAACUACGCAGUCCCGCCCACUUAUGUGUUCUGGUAUCACGAGUUCGAGAUGAUCAACUAUGAUGCUAAUCGAAGGGUAAAUGUUUUAAGUCGCGGAGGUGAGAGUGAACUCCGGCUAACAGGUGUAGCACAGGAAGAUUCUGGUAAUUACACCUGCGUCCCAGCUAAUGCCAGGCCUUCAUCAGUGGUCCUUCAUGUUAUUACAGGUGGGUAUCUCAAACGGUUCAUUAAAGUGUCUGAUUACGACAUUAAAUUCCGGUGUUCUGCGAAACACCUGCUGCCAUGCAACGCGCGGCUGCGGCCCCGUUGCACAGCGCCUGUACCCUUGGACUGGCAACUGGCACGCUCUUCCUUCUCAACUAUAAAUGGUCCACCUGAUGUGCUUAGGCCUACAAAAUCUACUUGGCACAACAGCCUCAGUUCCCUACACAAAGACCUUGAUUCUUGA
Molecule: messenger RNA, 876 nt
Organism: Penaeus monodon (black tiger shrimp)
Lineage: Eukaryota; Metazoa; Arthropoda; Malacostraca; Decapoda; Penaeidae
Product: zwei Ig domain protein zig-8-like
Exons: 6
Coding region: 1-876 (291 amino acids)
Biological process (GO): synapse organization
Cellular component (GO): neuron projection membrane
Source: RefSeq, a predicted model, not a curated record